AUGCCACCGAAAAAGAAAAAGAGUGGAAAGAAAGGAAAGAAGAGUGGGAAGUCCGGGCGUGGUUCACCCUCUAAGUUAUCUGGAGAUAGCGUCAACGAAAUGUCAAAAGAUUUCAUAUUCCUGCAGAUUAGGGAUUUAGAGCACCAGCUAAUGAAAUAUAAAGCUAAAGCAGAGGAACUGGAGGAAAAUCAGAUCAUCCUACAGGAAAAACAUGAUGAAAUGGCCCGAGAAAACGCUGAUAUUGAAAAACUAAAUGUAUCAUUAACAGAACAAGAAAAAGCUCUGAUUAUGGAGGAGAUAAACGGGGUACAGACUACACGAGAGGAGGAGAAAGAAUGGGCUAACGGCCAGAUCAACCAGAUCCGUCAAGACUUUCAGGACACCAAAGAGACGCUCACCUCAGAGAACAGUCUACUCAGUCAACAGCUGAAUGAAUUGGAGGAUUUCAAAUUGAAGAAAGAGGAGCGCAUCGCUAUGGUAGCGGCUAUGGAGGAACACAUGAAACAAAGCGACGAGGACCAGAAAUACAUCAUUGAGAACAUACGACUGAAGGCCAUUGUAGAUAAAGACAGACUGAAAAAAGAAAUGGUAGACCAAGUGAAUCAAAGAGCUGCAGACUUUAGAAAGGUUUCUAAUAAACAAAUGGCAGAUACGACCAAACGAGCAAUCCGGGAGAAUGUGUCAAUACGAGGGGAGAUAAUCCAGACCACAGAUAAAACUGAGGAGUUUAAAGCGGAAAACGACGAGGUUCGCGCGCGCGUAGCAGAACAGGAGGAACGUAUAAAGAUGUUAGAGGAAAGAGAAAAGGAACUAACGAAAAAUAAUAGUAGCAGUGUAAAGAUAAUAAAGAUGCUGAAAGGAAGGAGCCAAAACAUGAAGGAAUUACUGGAGGAAAUGGAGAUGAGGGAUCACGCCUUUCAAGACCUGGACGGAGACCGUGCUAUCUUAGUACCCCAAGUAGAGGCUCAGAGGUUACACAAAGAACAACUCAUCCGUGACAACAAACGUCUACGGGAGGAAAUUCGAGAUGUGAAAGGAAAGUUGAGAAAGGAAAACCGCGAUAUGAUGAAAUUAGGCGAGGUUCUCAGCAGCGCUUCCACCACCAUCAGAGAGGUGUUGACGAAAGACGCUUUUACUGGAACUGUUACUCCUGUAUACGGAAUGGAAGAGGAAGAUAAUGCAUCAGAUCGUAAAAACGCUUUACUUGAAGAGCUUCUUGGUAUGGUGACAAUGGUAACAACUCCAAAGUCUGGCAAAAGAAGCCCGGAUAAAUACAGAAUUCGUAAGAAAAGCGCCAGUGAAAUACCCGGGAAAAAUUCCUUAAAACGAGGUGCACUUCCAGUUUCCCCAAUAGCGAUAGAUGCACGAGGCACACAAUUUCAUUACCAGCCCGGGGACUUGGGUAUGAUUCCACGUCCCGAAAAUCCAAUUCCUACCAGUCUUGAAAAAAUGCGUGUUAAGUCAGCUACGACGAGGUUAGGAGAACUCCGAAAGAUGCUCACAAACUCUGUCGGGGUGCAGACUGUGAGCGCACCGAAGUCAUUGUACUACGCUGACCAGCUCCUUGACAAUAUCACCCCUAGACAAAAACAAUCAUUACUUCACGAGCAGGGACGCGAACAUUCCCGGGAUCAAAUCCGGUCACGUGGUACUCCUAUGGGCAGCAUCGGACCAGCCAGUCCAGCCAAACGAAUGUUAUAUGGAAAAGGCCACAAAGUCACAUGAAAAUCUUUCAAACACAUUUUGAUAACUUAUCUAUUUAGGUGUGCGAGGUUCAAUUAUGUCUCGUCAUGUAAUCCUGUAUUUGAUACAUUGUUAUCGGUGUCUUAGAAUACUUUUGUGUAUCUCAUCGAACCCCCCAUGUUUGUA
Molecule: messenger RNA, 1869 nt
Organism: Pecten maximus
Lineage: Eukaryota; Metazoa; Mollusca; Bivalvia; Pectinida; Pectinidae
Product: cilia- and flagella-associated protein 157-like
Exons: 10
Coding region: 1-1725 (574 amino acids)
Cellular component (GO): ciliary basal body; cilium
Molecular function (GO): microtubule binding
Source: RefSeq, a predicted model, not a curated record